CAGUCGCUAUUCAGUCGCUAUUCAGUUGCAAUUCAGUCGCGCGGUGUCAGGCACAUGGAGGGCCUCUGCCCAAUCUUAUUCAGUCGCAUUCAAUCAGAUUCGACCCUGUGGAAUCGGGGGAUGCGCUUUAGAAUACUCUGCUCAAUAGACAACCCUUCCGUCUCAAUUGAAUCGGAUUCAGUCGCAUCUAACACAAACGAGGCUAACGCUAAGAAAUGACGCCAACUUUCACUCUCACGCACUGGACUCCCAGCACACACCUUUACACCCCUCUACUCGGUCUUCUCAUGGCCACGCUGUGUGGGAGUGUGAGGGAGACCCGCCUGCUGUCGCGAGUCGGCCAUGCUGCCGCUCUUUUCCCUCCUCCACCCUCCUCUGCAUGGAGAUCCCUCCUCGUCCUCCUCGUCCCCCUUGCCCUCUUCGUCGACUCGGCCGCUGCUGUGGUUGCUCCCCUGGAGCAAAGAACACGCCACGAGUUGCCAUAGUGCCAUAGUGCGUUGCAUUAACGAUAUUAACGACCGACUGAAUAAAACAGGCUAAAGGCCGGU
Messenger RNA from Gamsiella multidivaricata, 548 nucleotides. RefSeq lists its product as uncharacterized. Bases 216 to 485 code for a protein of 89 amino acids. The transcript has a single exon. The record is from RefSeq and is a predicted model, not a curated record. NCBI's taxonomy places the organism in Eukaryota, Fungi, Mortierellomycota, Mortierellomycetes, Mortierellales, Mortierellaceae.